AAGAUGGCGGCGGCGGAUUUAUCAAAGAUGCUCACAGAAGCGCAAGCCGCGCGUUCUUUAAAUCCGAAGCUGGCCGAAGACCUUUACCGCCGCAUUCUCGAAACAAGUGCACAGGCUCAGGUGUCGCAGACCGAGAGGGAGAGUAGUUUACGAAUGCAAGAGGAGGCACUGAUUAGUCUUGGAGGCUUAUAUCGUGAUAACAAAAAUGCAAACGGUCUUGCGCAGGUCAUUGUCCUCUCGCGUUCAUUCAUGUCGUCAACGGCAAAGGCAAAGACGGCGAAACUAAUUCGGACAUUACUGGACUUUUUCGCACCCAUACCAAACUCGAAUGCUACACUCAUUGAUGUCCUGCAAGAGAACAUCGAGUGGGCACGGAAUGAGAAACGUAUAUUCCUGAAACACAGCUUAGAGACACGUCUAGUCGGCAUACAAUUGGAGACGCAUAAAUACAAAGAAGCUUUAGCCUUAAUUGGGACUCUAUUAACCGAGCUCAAACGCUUAGACGAUAAGCUGGUGCUGACGGAGGUGCAUCUACUGGAAAGUCGUGUAUACAGAGCGACAGGAAAUAUGCCGAAAAGCAAGGCAGCCCUGACUUCAGCACGAACAGCUGCUAACUCUAUAUAUUGUCCACCACACUUACAAGCCCAGCUUGAUCUUCAGUCGGGUAUCCUGCAUGCCGAGGACAAGGAUUACACUACUGCAUACUCCUACUUCUACGAGACGUUUGAGAACUUAUCAAGCCAGGAACAUGGCGAAGACGGUGGAAAGGCACUAACACCUCUCAAAUACAUGCUUCUAUGCAAAAUCAUGCUCAAUCUCCCAGAGGAUGUAACAUCCCUUCUUUCAAUGAAACUUGCCCUGAAAUACGCUGAGCUCCGAGAAGUUGAGUGUAUGCGAGCCAUUGCUCGAGCGCACAAGAACCGCAACCUCGCCGACUUUGAACAAACUCUGCGGGAUUACAACAAAGAGCUCUCAUCCGAUCCCACAAUCCGCACGCAUCUCGCCGCACUAUACGAUACAUUGCUCGAACAAAACCUAUUACGGAUCAUCGAGCCGUAUUCCGUCGUGGAGGUUGAAUAUGUGGCACAGCAGGUUGGGCAAAGCCGACAGGAGGUCGAAGCAAAGAUCUCGAAGAUGAUCUUAGAUAAGGUUUUUCAUGGAGUGCUAGAUCAAGGCCGAGGGUGUUUACUCGUUUUUGACGAAACGGAGAAUGAUGAGACUUACGAGACGUCCAUUCAGACGGUGGAGGAAGUUGGCAAGGUUGUUGACUCAUUAUAUGCAAAGGCCACGAAAAUUGCAUGAGAUUAUUUCAAUGCUUUCUUGUAGACUAGCAGUUUGCUCCGACAUGCAAUUUC
Molecule: messenger RNA, 1355 nt
Organism: Fomitiporia mediterranea MF3/22
Lineage: Eukaryota; Fungi; Basidiomycota; Agaricomycetes; Hymenochaetales; Hymenochaetaceae
Product: PCI-domain-containing protein
Exons: 11
Coding region: 28-1302 (424 amino acids)
Biological process (GO): ubiquitin-dependent protein catabolic process
Cellular component (GO): proteasome regulatory particle, lid subcomplex
Molecular function (GO): structural molecule activity; protein binding
Source: RefSeq, a predicted model, not a curated record